AUGUCUUCGCAAAACCGGAAGUACUUCCGCUUUCGUUUCUUCCGAAUUCUGUUUUUCCUUAUCCUGUUUAUAUCUCCCACGACACCUACAACGAGUAAGCUCGGUUUACCAGAAAGCUGUUUUCAGCUAGCACGUACCUUAAUGACAUCCCAAUCAGACAACGAGUUCAACAAAUACCUUGUCCAAUGCCUGGCUUCAGUAGAAUGGCAACAAUUAUCUGACUUCGCCAUCCAAAACUUCCAAGAACUGAAAGACAAAAUACCACCUGGAAUUGCAAAGUCUGUAAAGGGAAGUCUUUUUAUUGUGUCUGUGUAUUUAAUAUGCUUAAGUAAUCAACUGUACAAACAGGCUGUGAUCUUAGCUGAAGACUACAAGGAGCAUCGAGAUAUGUUCAAAGAGCUACAGACAAAAAUGAAAGUCGUACUACAAACUAUAAAAACAGAAAUUUACUCAAUGCCACAAACCAUCGACUUUGCCACAUUGUACGAGCGAAUCGCGAAAGUAAUGGAAAUACUGAGUCAUUUUUACACCGAGCUCGAGCAGGUAACUAAUGACGUAAAAAAUGGUAUCAUCAGCAGUCGACUUGACAAAAACAAGGUCAUAGGUUACGGUGUUGUUGCGCUGGUCGUUUGUGUUGGUUCCCCCUUUGUUGCCGGUCCUGGGGGAGUAUUUUUAAUAUGCGCUCCUGCUCUUGGAGGUGUUGCUUAUUCUAUCGCAAGUUACUUGUCCCUUGACACAACCAAUGAAGAACUGAACCAGUUGCAGAAGGACACGAGAAGGCUAAGUCUAGAGUCAGCCAAGCAUCGAGCUCAGCUUCAAGUUAUACUUGCUUUGAUGAAAGGUAAACUUAAUUACUCACUGCCCGGUUAUGGGAUGUAAUUACCGUCAAAAAUAAAUGUUUCAUUAUGUAUCCACAAUUUCAGUUAUGACAUUGAGAUAUGCAAUUGUGCUAUUCCAAUGUGACGUCCUAAUAUGCUAUUUGGUCCUUGUGUUAUGACAUUAUGCUAUCUCAAUCAAAAUCAUUCAAUCAAAGUUCAAUCGUUACAAGUUUCACAGCAAUCUAUAAUCUGCAAACCCAGAACUUUGAGCUGGCUAUUGUGUGAUUAACAUUGAUGAAAAUGAAAUUUCCCUUAACAUGCAGUAGCCAGCACAUUGCAAAAGCAAAAUAGUCAAAUGUGAUAGUAUAAUGUCAUAACACAAGGACCAAAUAGCAAAUUAAAACGUCACAUUGGAAUAGCACAUUUGUAUAUCUCAAUGUCAUAACUGAAAUUGUCGAUAUCAUAAUUAAACAUUUAUUUUUGACGGUAAUUACACCCCUUAAUAUUUGAUUCAGGGAAGAUGAAAUAAAGACAAGUUAAACGUUAGUCUUUUUUAGGGGUAAAAAGUUAACAGUGAUGUUACAUUUCAUUUUUAUUUCAAUCAACAUAUUUUCUCCCUCCCUUCAUUUUUGUUCUACUGUUUGUCUCUCUUCCGUGAAAAGCGAAUUUCAUUCUUUGAGAUGCGUCUUUGUACCCGUUUGCAACUUUUAUGCUUGAAGAAAACGUGUCAGUUCUAGGUGCAUAUUAUCAACACUCAUUAGUAUGCAUAUUCUUAAUACUGUUCUACAUACAUCUCCUAAGGGGGCUGACAAGGAGAAUUUGUUGAACAAUCAAGAGCUUCUUUCGUCGGUGAUAACUAAUGUCUGAUUCAGGGGUGACAUUGUAAAGUGACAUCAGAUGCUAGUCACUCUUAGGGGUUAAGAGACUGAUGCACCCAAACAGAGAAAUAUUUUCAAUUCAAAACCUCUCACUGUGACUCCCUGGACGACGCGCAAUGAAGUACUUCUAAACAAUUGCCAAGCUCAUGUUGAACCUUUAGAAUCACUGUGGUAUAUAAUUGUGUCAGAUGGAGCCUUUGCAAUUUUCAAAAAUGUAUGGUAACGAGUAAAAAACUGACUUAUGUACCCAAAAAAUAUCAUAUUCAUACUUUGGAUCACUGUCAAACAACUUGGACAAGAGUACGAACGUGGUAAGAAAUCGUGGAUAUUCAAGUAAUUAGUUUAUAUAAUCAAGAACUAGUGAAAAACGUAUACAUACGGGGGAACCUGAGCUCCUGAUUCUGUGCUUGGAUACAAUGUCUCGACUUUUCACAGUCUCUGUGCCCAAUUCCAGCGUGAUUUCUUAAUUAUGACGUUUUUAGGUUUUAGUUCCCAGUGCUAACUGUACUCCUGAGCCAAGAUUUCACGUUCUACCCUUUCAGGGAACUUAGUGGACAUUCACAUCAAAAGCGAGAGCUGUAAAGACCCCAAACGAACUAAAAACACAUGUGGUUUCGCUUACAUCGAGGUGAAUGGAAUGGACCUCUCUCCUCGCGGCAGGGGAUGCAACGUUGUAGUUGUUGAUGGCAGAACAGGUAAGAAGGAAAGUGCCGAGUCAUUUUCCUGAUGGCUGGUCUUCAGUAAUCUCACCCAGUUCGGCAGAGAUAGUAUUAAAUGACCCAUUGUUUCCCCGAUAUCUUUUUCUCCAGUAAAACAGUAAGUAAACGGCAAAAUGGUGUAACAGUCUUUUUAAAAGUCUUCUUGUACUCCGCUAAUUGUUCGAGAAGACAUCAAGGAAAUUGUUUUUAUUCUCAUGCAGGAGGAGUUCUCGAAAGGAAAACAUUUGAUACGCAUUGGAGCCCCUCUGCUGGUGAUCAUCUUAAAGAAUAUCUCGACAGCCUCAACGGAAAGUAUGUCAAGGGUAGAUGGGUAUAGGAUACAGCAUGUAUUGAAUUGUAUAUUAUAAUUUAGAGAGACUGAAUGGUUAUAUAUUGUAACCUCUAUGCUCCCUUGUAAAGGUCAGUGUUCAGAGUUCCAGCGGCAUGCACCCACCUCAUUUACGUGUGUAUACAGGCGAAAACUGUCGAAAGCCCCCCUCCCCCUUUCGAAAAAAAAAAAACGUGCACCAGACAAUGAAAGGAGAAAGUGAGAAUUACACAUAACACUACUCCUAACCCUGAUAUUCUUGAUAGUUGGACAUUUCGUUCAUUAUUCCUAACGAAUAUCCCUUUCGUCCUUGCAGUAAGAUCGUUUUGGUGGCUUUUCAAGAUGAAGGUUCAAAUUACGUAAGAUUAGCGCUUAUCGCUCUCAAGAGACUGGGCGCUACCGAGCCUGUAUUACCGGACUAUAAAGGAUCCUUUGCGCUAGUUGGAUACGCAGGAGUAAACAAACCAUCGUGGGUUGAACAGAAAAUUGCCAAGAGAGGUCUGGGACCAAGUGAGAUAUCUCUGAAGAUUCAAUUAACC
Pocillopora meandrina is the source of this 3261-nucleotide messenger RNA. The record is from the annotation of a GenBank genome assembly. NCBI's taxonomy places the organism in Eukaryota, Metazoa, Cnidaria, Anthozoa, Scleractinia, Pocilloporidae.